GCGGCAUACACGGUUCUGCCCAAAUGCCUGGCCGGCAGCGGCUGUUUCCUCGCGACGCGUGCCUCUCGCGCGAUCGUCACGCGUGCGACUACUCGUGAGAGGGAGAGGUCAAGGGGAGUCCCGCAGACCUCUUCAGCCCCGUGGCCCACCGUCGUCUCCUCCCUUUCCAGACGCGACAAGGUGCUCCCGGUUCUUACCUGCUCUGCCUCGUCCCGCGAGAACCGCUCUCGCCCCACGAUCCGGACAAUUUUUUAAGCGCGACCGCCUCACUCGACCUCUGUGUGAACCGCGUUUCCGUUGUGACAGUAAUCGGUGCCAGUGAGUCCGUGAACCGUUUCGUUCUGAAAGUGAGAAGGCGCGAUCGGCGAACCGCCAGGGAUCGUCAUGGAUUGGAGACUCGGACUGCUGCUGACCUGCCUCGUCGUAGCGGACACGAACGCGUUGAGAAUGUUGGAGCUGGUGGUUCCCCAGCACGUGGUCCGCGGCCAGAACAUUAAACUGGAGUGUAACUUCAACCUGGACGGCGAGACCCUGUACUCGGUGAAAUGGUACAAAGACGGGAACGAGUUCUACCGAUACGUGCCACAGGACAGGCCGCCAGUGCUCGUCUUUCAGCUGUCAGGUGUUACGGCGGACAUUCACAAUUCGACCGAGAGAUCGGUCGUCCUCUAUUCCGUGAACUUAAUGAGCACCGGGAGAUACAGAUGCGAGGUGUCAGCGGAGGCGCCGUCGUUCCAAACGGUAUCCGAUCACUCGGACAUGCUGGUAGUCGCCCUGCCGGAAGACGGACCCAUUAUCACAGGGAGGCCGGGAAGGCUUCGUUAUCAGGUCGGUGACGUGGUACGAUUCAAUUGCACUUCGGCGAAGUCGAAACCAGCUGCCAUACUCAGCUGGUACAUCAACGGGGAGGCCGUCGACACACAAUACUUGAGAGGGCCUCACAUCACCGAGGUGGAUCGCGAGGGUCUGGAGACGGCCGUGCUCGGGCUGGAGUUCCGUCUGCGUACGAAGCACUUCAAGAGGAGAGACUUGAAGAUCAAAUGCCUGGCGACGAUAGCGACCGUAUAUUGGAAAUCGAACGAGCUCAGCAUAGAGGGUGAAAAGCCCCUAAAGAUGCCGGAAAUGGAGAGCAGAGAGACAAGGGCGCAAGGCCACACGCACGCGGAGCAUAUCUUAGGAGGAAGCGGAAGCAGCACGUUAGCACCUUGCAUCUUGCCGGUGAUAACUAGUUUAUUUAUUCUACGAUAAGAAGAGGGGACAGACCGACGCGUCGUGUCCUUCGUGCUCAUCCUUUUCAGGCUUCUAAAACCAAG
Colletes gigas is the source of this 1313-nucleotide messenger RNA. RefSeq lists its product as uncharacterized. The transcript has 6 exons. Lineage: Eukaryota; Metazoa; Arthropoda; Insecta; Hymenoptera; Colletidae. Bases 385 to 1248 code for a protein of 287 amino acids. The record is from RefSeq and is a predicted model, not a curated record.